UUGAGCCAACGGUAGAUGGCCUCGCCCCCGAGAAGUGGAAAGCGAUAAAAGAUACCGAAUGGACUUGCAGUUGCCGAUACCCGAAUUCUUUUUUGGUUGGGAGAUAUCGAGAGGGGUUCGGAGGGGUGCUUGCGCGGGGCUUGUCUUAAGAAGAGAUAGGCCGUCCGGCGGUUGAUGCUAUAUAAACGUCAUGGACCCUAACGCUGGGCCCCUCAGAAACCAUGACGCUUCACACGUGGCAGCUACAGGCCCAGAAAGGCAAAGCUAUUCUCGACAACUCCAUUCCGAAGCAAUGGCUUAUUCCAGUCGACCAGCUGCCUGCGGCGGAUCAAUUAAAUGUCGAGGACUUUCCUCGAAAGAGUGGCCUUUUCUCAGCGGAAGAGCUCAGGAUUACUGAAAUGUCAGCUUCGGCUCUGCUAGCGGAGAUGGGCGCAGGGAAGUUGACGGCAGAAGAAGUAGUCGUUGCGUUUUUGAAGAGGGCAGUGCUGGGACAUCAAUUGCUGAACUUUGCCACUGAAUUUAUGGCAGAAAGAGCCAUUUCUCGUGCCAAGCAGCUUGAUGAACACUACAAACAAACCGGGAAACUUGUUGGGCCUUUGCACGGCGUGCCCAUCAGUGUGAAAGAGCAUAUCGGCAUCAAGGGACUCACCUGUAACACUGGCUACGUUGCAUGGGUAGAUCAAAUCGCCACGGAGGACGCCCUUCUCCUACAAUUAUUAGAAAAGGCAGGCGCUGUCUUCCAUGUGCGGACCAACCAGCCUCAAUCUCUCAUGCAUCUCUGCUGCAGCAACAAUAUCACCGGCACGACCCUCAACCCAUACAACCGCAACCUCACCCCCGGCGGGUCCUCCGGCGGCGAAGGCGCAUCAAUGGGAUUCAAAUGCGCUCCUCUAGGCAUUGGGACAGACAUUGGGGGUUCUAUCCGAUGUCCUGCCGCCUUCUGCGGCGCCUAUGGCUUCCGACCCAGCAGCUUGCGGAAUCCCAUGAACGGCCUCAAAAGUGCUGCCUCGGGGCAAGAGUCGAUUAAAGCCGUCGUGGGACCACUAGCAAGCCAGUCUAUCGAAGAUCUAGAGCUCUUCCAAAGCGCAGUGAUUGAUCAGGAGCCAUGGGAGACCGAGACAUCGCUUGUUCCUUUGCCAUGGAAACGAGUGACGCCGACAAAGGACAUCACGAUAGCCAUCAUGUGGGAUGACGGAUGUGUUCGUCCUCACCCUCCCAUGACCCGAGGCCUCAAGCAUGCGAAAGCCAGGCUCGAAGCGGCCGGCAUCAAAGUGGUAGACUGGGAACCCUACCGGCACGAUCACGGCUGGGAGAUAAUCUCUACGUUGUAUUACCCCGACGCAGCAUUGGUACAGUACCAAGCCAUCGCCAAAUCAGGCGAACCCAUCCUCCCUCUCUCACAAUGGGCCUUCUCUUACGGCCGCGCGCGCGGUCUCUCCAUCGCGGAGAACUGGGAGUUCAAUAAAAUGCGCGAAGCCUUCCGCGACGAGUACCGCGCUCUCAUGAACGAGCGCGGCGUUGACUUUAUCCUCAGCCCAUCUUUUAACGGUGUGGCGGCCGUGCUAGGUGAAUCGCAUUACUGGAACUACACGGCGAUCUGGAACGUGCUCGAUCUGCCGUCGGUGGUGUUCCCAACGGGGCUCGUACAGGAUGCAGCCUUGGAUCCUGUUGAAGAGUCUGCCUUUCAGGCACGUGGUGAGGCAGAGGCCCGCGAAUGGGCCAAGUACAGUGCCGGGGCAGACAGGUAUCAUGGCGCCCCGAUCUCCCUACAGUUAGCGGGGAGACGGUAUCAUGAUGAGGAGACUCUGGCGGCGGCGAAGCUUCUCGUGGGUAUCAUCAAAACGGAUGGGUAGCAAUAGGUCAUUCAGGAUAUUGCGGAACAAGAAUGGGGGGGGUAGUAAAUCAUAUACAUUGCGUUCAUAGAGUGUCAUGUACAUACAUCUUCAUCAAAUAUUUCCAUCAAAAACAAAGGGGAAAAAAUCAUCAAGGACCAAUGAAAACGGGUAUGGAAUAAAGGAAAUGAGUAAAAUUGAAAAACAU
This is a messenger RNA of Penicilliopsis zonata CBS 506.65, 2040 nucleotides long. RefSeq lists its product as hypothetical. The transcript is spliced from 8 exons. Bases 222 to 1853 code for a protein of 543 amino acids. NCBI's taxonomy places the organism in Eukaryota, Fungi, Ascomycota, Eurotiomycetes, Eurotiales, Aspergillaceae. The record is from RefSeq and is a predicted model, not a curated record.